AUGGUAGAGCAUAGCGUACAAGGCGUUUUGGUUUUGGCGGUCAACUGGUUUCAGUCUCCGCAUUUAUCUCUUGCACCGCCUGAGGUGGUAGAAGGCCACAGUAGAUCUUGUCGCUUUCCCGUCUGUUUGGUUUCUUGGCGCGACCUCAACACAGAGGUCUCUCUCGGGCAUCACUGGGAUGGGAGGGAUAAAAAGCGAGUGACAUUGGGCGCGAAGGCAUCUUCUUUCUUCUCUUCUCAAGACUUGUUUACCUUUCGUAUUGCAGGCUUCAAUUUGGCGUUGGCGGAACUACAUGUCGAGUGGCUUUAG
This is a messenger RNA of Colletotrichum paranaense, 309 nucleotides long. RefSeq lists its product as uncharacterized. Bases 1 to 309 code for a protein of 102 amino acids. The record is from RefSeq and is a predicted model, not a curated record. Lineage: Eukaryota; Fungi; Ascomycota; Sordariomycetes; Glomerellales; Glomerellaceae. The transcript has a single exon.